AUGAAGCUUACUGAGACAUUGUUAAAGGCAGGGUACAAUCAAAGCAAAUCAGACUAUUUUGUGUUUACAAAAAGGCAAGAGUUAAAAUUGUUGUUGAAUCAAAAUUUUCAAAUGAAAGAUUUAGGAGACUUUAAGUUUUUCCUUGGUUUUGAAAUAUUGAGAUCCGAAAAAGGGAUUUUAUUGAAUCAAAGAAAAUAUGCCUUGAAAUUGAUUGAAGAUUCAGGUUUAGGGGAAGCAAAACCCGUCUCAACUUCAUAUACUACAGUAGAUUUUGAUAAUGGGUUAGCUAGGGAAGUUGAAGAUCUGGUUUUAUUAGAUGGAACUGUUUAUCAAAGAUUGAUGGGGAGGUUUAUGUACUUGACACAUAUAAGAUCAGACACCACUUUUGUUGUGCAAAGCCUUAGCCAGUUCAUGCAUCAACCUAAGGAGUCACAUGUGAAUGCUGCCUUAAGGGUUGUUAAGUAUGCAAAGAAGAACCCAGUGCAGUAUUUGUUGUUUAAGGAAUCAAAAAAGAAAGAUAUUACAACCUACUGUGAUUUAGACUGGGCUUCGUGUCCAGUUUCUAGAAAGUCGGUAACAGGUUAUUGUGUCAAACAUGAAAAAUCCUUGAUAUCAUGGAAGUCCAAAAAACAUAACACUAUUGCUUGUUCCUCUGCAGAGGUAGAGUACAUAAGUAUGGCAACAACUUAA
This is a messenger RNA of Hibiscus syriacus, 690 nucleotides long. RefSeq lists its product as uncharacterized. The coding region runs from base 1 to 690 and encodes 229 amino acids. The transcript has 2 exons. NCBI's taxonomy places the organism in Eukaryota, Viridiplantae, Streptophyta, Magnoliopsida, Malvales, Malvaceae. The record is from RefSeq and is a predicted model, not a curated record.